UGCACUUUUUAAGCUCACCCAGACUGCAGUAAUAUUUGCGCGUGUUUGUAGUUGAGCGACAUUGAGCAUGUAAACUUCGUGGCGGUUUGUGGAGUGGGCGAUGACUUGAGUCAGUGUCGGUAGCGAUCUAGAAUACUGGAUGGACUUUUAACAUCUUAUCGGGGUAGAUUGUGGACUAAAAAUGGACUUGAUCUCAUGUUGUUGGAGGCUGUGUUCUUGGAGAACACGAGAUCCUGUUUUUCCCGCUGGAGUGAGCUUCCCACUUGAUUUCCCAGUUUAUAAUGACACAUUCAUCAAACUCAGUGUCUAUGGAGUGAGCGACGAACAGCAAUCGAGCAACUUCCUUGGAAGCAGCCGCUUCUCUGUUGCCGAUCUCCUCCAAUCCAAAGACCAGCAGCUUUCUCUCAGCCUGAGGACAGCAGAUGAUUCUGUCACAGUGGGCACAGUGCUGGUGAGCCGGAUGAAGAUGGGGGAGAUUGAGGAUGGAGAGGUGGAUCACAUCACAGCCGACAUGCACCAGAAGUGCACGCUGGUGUACGAGUCGUCACAUGGCAUUAAUGACAAAGAUAACGGACCAAUAAUGAACACUGUGUUUCAGAACGCAGUGUGCAAGGUCUACCGGUUUCAGACGGUGGACAGUAAAUGGAUGCUGGUGCGGGAACAGAUGGCGGAGUGUACACUGUCCUUCAGCAUCCCGAAGCAGCUCAUCGGCCUCUACAUUCAGGAGGACACCUGCAGGAUACAGGAGCUGAAGGAUCUGGGAGAGCUUUCUCCACACUGGCACAACCUGCGGAAAGACGUGAUCUCUCGCUACGAGCAGAUCAUCAAGGAGUACCAGGACACGCUGGUGGAGCUGGAGAAACUCACAGGCCCGUCGUUCAAGCCCAGCUGCAGCAAAGGCCAGAAGUAUCUGGAGUUCAUUCCCAUCAACCUGCACACGCAGAGGAUGAGGGUCACGUGUCCCAGGAAAACAGAUUCCUGCUAUGAUGUGGUCACAGUCGGAGCUCCAGCAGCCCAUUCGCAAGGCUUCAAGAACGGAGGAUUGCAGAAACUGCUCAGCAAAUACGAGUCUGAGAAGAAGAGCUACAGCACAGCAUAUCAGUGCAUCUACUAUCCUCCAGAGCAGACGGCCAAAGCCAGAGAGAUCCUGAGUGUGGUUUCUCAGUUGCAGCCGCACAUCACUGCGCUAGCCGAUCAGCUGCUGCAGAGCUCCAGAGACGCUCUCAGAGACACACUCAAGAGCCUGGAGGACAAGACGGAGCAGUUUGUUCACGCUCUAAAGGAUGAGCUGGUGAAGAGCGCCCUCCUAGCGCUACAUGCUGCCCGUCCCGGAUACGUCAGCAAAAGUCAGACUUCUGCACCAUCCAGCCCACCGGAGCCAAAUGAGGAGCCAAAUGUGGUCUGCAAUAAUGUGAACAGCUCUCAAACACCGCUGAAAGAGAGCAAAUCGUCUCCUGUGCGUUCAGACUCCAUCCCGCACCAUAAAGAGUACGAUGAGGAGGAAUGGGACAGGGUCUGGGCCAGUGUGGCGAAGAGCUUGAACUCUGUCAUUGCCAUGGUGGAAAAACUACAGGAGCAGGACAACAACAACCAAGAGUCGACACCCUGUCAAACACUCGCAGACGUCAUCACCUCACACAGUCCCGAUCGCCCCCUGGAUGUGGUGGACUGGCGGGAUCAGCUCGGGGUCCUGGUGCAGUCGCUCAAGGAGUGUGUGCUGAACGUGGCGGAGAGAGCCAGACACUCCGUCAUCUUCGUGCUGCUGCAGGAGGCGGCGUGCAGCACGGCACAGGGUCUGCAGCUCCAGCAGAGACGAGACACCGUCUUCAGCCAAGCUCUGACGGCGCUGGCAUGUGGAUUCGUCAUGCGGUUGUAUGCUGGUUUAGAGGAUAAAGGUUUUCUCAGACAGCUGCAUGCAGUCGGCCUGGUGGCUCAGUUUGAGAGUCUUCUCAGCACAUACAGUGAAGAGAUUGGGAUGCUGGAGGACAUGGAGGUGAGCAUCUCAGAUCUGACCAGAGUGACGUUCAGGAUCACAGAGGCGCUUUCUGAGGAUUCAGCCAGUCUGACACCCAUCAUCAGCGGUAGACGAGACCGAUACACUGUGGAGGUGCCUCUGCCACACGAUGCCUUCCAGAUGCUGCCGGAAGAGCUGCGUCAGGGCAAGCUGCUACACGUCAUUCCCGUGCUCUUCAAUGUGGGCAUCAACGAACAACAGACCAUCGCUGAGAGGUUUGGUGACAUUUCUUUACAGGAGAGAAUAAACCAGAAAAACUUUGAAAUUCUAGAAGGUUACUAUAAAUCGUUGAGCAACACGCUGCCGUCGGAAUGUCUGCCGAGUUUUCAGACGCAGACGGACAUUAAGGAGCUGCUGGAAACGCUCGGACAGAAUGUAGUGACCAAGAAGAGGAAGAAUGUGGAGAUAUUGUGGCUUGCAGGAAUGAUCUGUCGACGGAUGAAUGGUAUCCGCUUCACCAGCUGUAAAAGUGCCAAAGACCGGACGUCGAUGUCGGUGACGCUGGAGCAGUGCUGUCUGCUGCGGGACGAGCAUCAGCUCAAUAAAGACUACUUUGUGCGCGCUCUGGACUGCAUGAGGAGAGAAGGCUGCCGGAUUGAGAAUGUGCAAAAGAAUAUAAAGUGCAGGAAAUACGCCUUCAACAUGCUGCAGCUGAUGGCUUUCCCCAAAUACUACCGGCCGCCUGAUGGGACAUACGGGAAGGUGGACUCAUGAGAAACAGCACCGUUCCUCUUAUUGACAUCUACAGUGGGGUUCAGAAGCUCAUGCUGACAAUUUGGAAAUUAUAUUUGAAAAAAGUAUUAUAUGACACAAAAUUAUCAUUCAGGAGUCAAUCUGACUCUUAUUUUGUUUGUUAGGUUUUGUUUAUUCAUUUAAAUGGUACGAAAAUUU
Molecule: messenger RNA, 2905 nt
Organism: Danio aesculapii
Lineage: Eukaryota; Metazoa; Chordata; Actinopteri; Cypriniformes; Danionidae
Gene: inpp4b
Product: inositol polyphosphate-4-phosphatase type II B
Exons: 20
Coding region: 182-2728 (848 amino acids)
Cellular component (GO): cytoplasm
Molecular function (GO): phosphatidylinositol-3,4-bisphosphate 4-phosphatase activity
Source: RefSeq, a predicted model, not a curated record